Molecule: messenger RNA, 1301 nt
Organism: Merops nubicus (carmine bee-eater)
Lineage: Eukaryota; Metazoa; Chordata; Aves; Coraciiformes; Meropidae
Gene: PRKAR1A
Product: protein kinase, cAMP-dependent, regulatory, type I, alpha
Exons: 11
Coding region: 62-1210 (382 amino acids)
Biological process (GO): regulation of protein phosphorylation
Cellular component (GO): cAMP-dependent protein kinase complex
Molecular function (GO): cAMP-dependent protein kinase regulator activity
Source: RefSeq, a predicted model, not a curated record
GCUGACCCUGGGAUCAACACAUCUCACUGCAUAUUCAUAAGCUGUUGCCCCUGCACCAGCCAUGGCAGCUUCCAGCAGCAGCAGCAGCGAGGAGGAGCGCAGCCUUCGGGAGUGUGAGCUUUACGUCCAAAAACACAACAUCCAGCAGCUUCUGAAGGAUUGCAUCGUGCAGCUGUGCACCGUCAGGCCCGAGAGACCCAUGGGAUUCCUCAGAGAGUACUUUGAAAGAUUGGAGAAGGAAGAAACCAAACAGUUGUUGAACCAACAGAAGUCUGGCUCUCGCUCGGACUCGCGGGAGGAUGAGAUCUCUCCUCCUCCUCCCAUGAACCCUGUGGUGAAGGGCCGAAGGCGGCGUGGGGCCAUCAGUGCAGAAGUCUACACAGAAGAGGAUGCUGCAUCUUAUGUUAGAAAGGUUAUUCCAAAAGAUUAUAAGACUAUGGCUGCUUUGGCCAAAGCUAUUGAGAAGAAUGUGCUGUUUGCCCAUCUGGAUGAUAACGAAAGAAGUGACAUCUUCGAUGCCAUGUUCCCCGUCACGUACAUCGCAGGAGAGACUGUCAUACAGCAAGGUGAUGAAGGAGAUAACUUCUAUGUUGUUGAUCAAGGAGAAAUGGAUGUCUAUGUGAACAACGAGUGGGCGACCAGCGUCGGUGAGGGUGGGAGCUUUGGGGAGCUUGCCCUUAUCUAUGGAACCCCCCGUGCUGCCACGGUCAAAGCGAAGACCAACGUGAAGCUGUGGGGCAUUGACAGAGACAGCUAUAGGAGGAUCCUGAUGGGGAGCACUUUGAGAAAGAGAAAGAUGUAUGAGGAAUUCCUUAGUAAAGUAUCUAUAUUGGAAUCUCUGGACAAGUGGGAGCGUCUCACUGUAGCUGAUGCAUUGGAACCUGUACAGUUUGAGGAUGGCCAAAAGAUUGUGGUCCAGGGAGAGCCAGGAGAUGAGUUCUUCAUUAUCUUGGAGGGCACAGCUGCAGUGUUACAGCGUCGGUCAGAAAAUGAAGAAUUUGUUGAAGUAGGCAGACUGGGACCUUCUGAUUAUUUUGGUGAGAUAGCUCUGCUGAUGAACCGUCCCCGUGCUGCCACCGUGGUCGCCCGUGGCCUGUUGAAAUGUGUGAAGCUGGAUCGGCCCCGCUUUGAACGUGUCCUGGGCCCCUGCUCAGACAUCCUCAAGAGAAACAUCCAGCAGUACAACAGUUUUGUAUCACUGUCUGUCUGAAACCUUCCUCCCCCUCCAGAGCCUGCUUCACUGUCGCCACUGGCAUUUGCAGCUUCCUGUCUGUUUAAAACAAAAAUAAUUAAAAAAAAAA